Molecule: messenger RNA, 1172 nt
Organism: Drosophila rhopaloa
Lineage: Eukaryota; Metazoa; Arthropoda; Insecta; Diptera; Drosophilidae
Exons: 2
Coding region: 120-776 (218 amino acids)
Source: RefSeq, a predicted model, not a curated record
UGAAGCGUUGCGUGCGGUUGCCUCAACAACAACAUCUAUAACUUGGAUUUCUGUGCUGUGCCCUCAUCGAGUUUUGAGACCCGUUUGUGUCGUUUGUUUCAAUCGAAAGUUGCCCAAAUAUGUCUGUGCUGCGUGCACUGCUCCUGCUGGCACUGAGUGCCGUGGCGUUGGCCCAACGUCGCCUGGCCCUUCCCGAUCCAAGGAGUUGCGCCAACCGGGUGCGCCAUGCCAGCUACCGGGAUGCCAGGGGCGUGUCCCACUCGUACUUCUUCAGCUGGGAGCAUGCUCCGACCCGCAGUCUUGAGGUGGACUGGCUGGAUGCGAGGAACAUCUGCCGCCGUCACUGCAUGGAUGCCGUUUCCCUGGAAACGCCGCAGGAGAAUGAUUUUGUGAAGCAGAGGAUCGCCAGGGGCAAUGUGAGAUAUAUUUGGACUUCGGGCAGGAAGUGCAACUUCGCCGGCUGUGACAGGCCCGAUCUGCAGCCCCCCAACGAGAACGGAUGGUUCUGGUCGGGAUCGGGAGCCAAGAUUGGACCCACCUCGCAGAGGAACACCGGCGAUUGGUCGGCAACGGGCGGAUACCAGCAGCCCCAGCCCGAUAAUCGGGAGGCUGCCCAGGGCAACGACGAGAGCUGCCUGUCCAUCCUGAACAACUUCUACAACGAUGGCAUCAAGUGGCACGACGUGGCCUGCCAUCACAUCAAGCCAUUCGUGUGCGAGGACUCCGACGAGCUGCUGAACUUCGUUCGCUCCCGGAAUCCCAAUGUCCGCUUGUAAUUCUAACUAGCCUAAGCUUGAAGGAGAUGAUUAAAAUUUACAUAUUUAUGUAGCCUUAAACGGAACAUUGAUUGGUUGAUUGAUUGAUUGAUUGUUUGAUUCAUUGACUGUUCAAUCCAACACUGAUGGCUUCCAAAGCGCCUAACAUUCGUUUGUUCGGUUUAGUUCGCAGCUAAAGUUCUAAAAACAAAAUUUGAAUAACAUUUCUGUGUCGAUCCGCGCAUGAUAAACAAAAUUGUUAAAUAAUUUUAAAAAUUGUUAAUAAAUACAAAUUGAACCCAACAGUGAAAGACGAUUGUUUAAACAUUUAAUGCAUAUAUUUGUAUUUAGUUCAUUAUACGAUUUCACUAGAAAAUGCAUGUAUGUAAAUAUAUAUAUAUCCGUGGAUCUGUUUAA